GCUACUGUUUUUGGCUAUCUCACCGAGAGUAGUUAAGAGGGCAGGUAGGAAAAACGACCUGAUCAUGCUUACAGAAAAGGAUCAGCUCGUUUCGGCAGACAAAGAAAAGAUUAAAACAGUGGGAAGAAUGACCAAUGUGGCUUUCCGAUUGGGAAAGGUGCACGCACUGGGAGAUGUCGUGGUGCUAGAUGUAAAUACCUACGACGUUCUUUCCGGACUUCCCGCUCUUGUGGCAUUACGAGCGAACCUGGAUUUCGAUCGACGGUCAAUCAUCCUCCGAAAUACGGGAGGAAAGCCCUAUGUUGUACCUAUGAGACUGACCCUUCGCACUACCAUCUACGCAGUCCCGCGAGUUUCGCCGAUGUUAGCAGGGACUCUCUGUAUGAUCACCUGGGAAGACUCCACAGAUGAUGAGCCAUCAUCGAAGGAUGCGGAUAGCAGUGACGAAAAUGAUCCAGAAAUCUUGAGGCUAGCGCGACAGCGUAUUUAUUACCCGCCGCCCAGAACGAUCGCAAGAACGAUGCAUCUAACUAGUAGGAACAUCCACAGGACCAAGGCGAUGAUUUUGGGAGAACCCCUCGUACAGAUUUCGAGGAUGGUCGAUUCCUUGGAACCCCCUCAAACUCUGUACGAAGGAAUCCCCCCCCUCCUCGCCCGAUACAACGACAAAAAGCACUACUGCGAUAUCACAGAUCUCCCGAAGUCCCUAUUGACACCCGCAAAGGAAGUACAACUGUUACGUCUAGGGGCGGAGGUCAAUUCUUUGGAACCCCCUGGGCGUCUCGAGGCUGAAUCAGACGAACUCGGAAUAAAGAUCGCAACUAAAACCGUGCCAUGGCAGGAUAUCUGCGAUGGGAUCACCCCGGAAGGACACGUGGCCAUUCGGGAGGAAGACGCCCAGAUGAUGGCCAAGGUGUUUUCCUGGCGAUCGGACCAUUCGUUUAUCUCUGCGCCACCGCCUGAUGUGGCAAAACAAGCAUGCACGAAACAGAUCGACGUACGGAUCUGGGAUCAGCUAUUUGAGUUACACGUUCCACAGUACGUACCUAAUGAGAUUCACCGUGUGAUUACAGACAUUCUGAUAGAAUACCAGGGAGCGAUUAGCGUAACCGACACUGACAUUGGUUUGUCGUUGGUUAUUCAACACGAAAUUCAGACGGGAAAUCAUUCCCCAAUCCACUGCAAGCCCUACCGAUACUCCCUGAUAGAACGGAAAAAGGCUCUCGAACGAAUUCGUGAAUUCGAAGCCAGCGGAUGGAUUGAACCCGCCACCGAACCAUCGUCAUUUCCAGUAGUGUUAGUACCGAAGAAGAACGGAUCAAUUCACAUAUGCAUCGAUUAUCGCAAGCUGAAUGAAAUCACGAUUAAAAAUGUGUAUCCCCUCCCCCGGAUUGAUGAUUUGAUGGAUGCGAUUGGAUGCGCUAAUUAUUUUAGCAAGUUUGAUAUUCGGCAUGGCUUCCAUCACAUUCUGGUUAAGGAAGAAGAUCGGCAAAAGACGGCCUUCGUGUUGUUCGAAGGCAUGUGGCAGUGGGUUCGGUGUCCGAUGGGGAUUUGCAACACGCCUGCCACGUUUCAACGAGCGAUGAACAUGACAUUCCAGAACUUCUUCAACAAGACGCGGCUAACUCAGGGAAUGAUCAACUUCUGCGUGAUCGUAUACAUGGAUGAUAUCCUUGUCUACUCGGAGACCUAUCACGGACAUGCACAACACAUUGAGUGGAUGUUGGGAGCGCUGAGGGACGCUGGGUUCAAGAUCGCACUCGAAAAGAGCAAUUUUUUCCUCUAAGAAAUUUCGUUCUUAGGCUACGUCGUGACACGUGGAGGAUUGCGGCCUGACUC
This is a messenger RNA of Chara braunii, 1839 nucleotides long. The record is from the annotation of a GenBank genome assembly. Lineage: Eukaryota; Viridiplantae; Streptophyta; Charophyceae; Charales; Characeae.